UUGAGGACAAGGCCACCUGUUUUGUUGGCACCACUAGCCAGGACUUUUUUAAGGAUGACAGGGUUGUUGAAGGGCCUGAUGUUGCGGAGGACCCUCUGUGCCAUCCUCAUGGGUAUAUCCUUUUCUUUUGUCCUUUGGAGAGCUAGCUUAAGCAGGCAGUCAAUGCCUGAUCUCAAAAUACCACAGCAGUUCUCUACUGACCUUCCCGGCUGCUCAGCUAUCAUCAGUGGAGAAAUACAUGACAAGAAAAGUGAAUUAGAAAUACUUCUGGCAUCUAGGAAAAAGCGGAAGCUUUUAUCUGAGGAUUUCUACCUGAAUGUGACAAAGGACUGUCCAGCUUACAUUGAAGAGAGAGGUUUCAUUACAGUGCCUCUCAGUAAAGAGGAGAAGGAUUUUCCCAUUGCUUACUCCAUGGUGAUCCAUGAGAAGAUUGAGAUGUUUGAGCGACUUCUACGAGCUAUUUAUGCUCCUCAGAACAUCUACUGCGUGCAUGUGGACCAAAAAUCCUCGAAAGAAUUUCAGCAGGCUGUGAAGGCUAUCAUUUCAUGUCUUCCCAAUGUGUUUGUAGCAAGUAAAUUAGAAAGCGUGGUAUAUGCUUCAUGGUCCCGAGUGCAGGCAGAUCUGAACUGCAUGAAAGACCUGCUGAACUCGCACAUCCAGUGGAGGUACCUGCUCAACACCUGUGGGACAGACUUCCCCCUUAAAACCAAUGGAGAGAUGGUUAAUGCCCUGAAGGCCCUGAAUGGAAGAAACAGCAUGGAGACUGAGGCCACCAAUGAGUACAAGAAAGGCCGCUGGCAGUAUCAUCACAAUGUCACCAACACUGUUGACCGGACAAAUGAGAGGAAAAGCCCUCCACCCAUUAACAGCCCCAUGUUCUCAGGGAAUGCCUACUUUGUGGUCACAAGAGCCUUUGUGAAACACGUGAUGUGGGACAGAGAGGUCCAGAAACUUCUGGAGUGGGAGAAGGACACAUACAGUCCAGAUGAGCACCUGUGGGCCACUCUACAGAGGAUGCCCUCAGUUCCCGGAUCAGUUCCUGCCAACAUCAAGUAUGAUAUGUCAGACAUGCAAGCCCUCGCUCGUGUUGUGAAGUGGAGCUAUUUAGCAGGAGAUGUUAAAAAAGGAGCCCCGUACGAUCCUUGCACUGGUGCUUACAGACGAGCUGUUUGUGUGUACGGAGCUGGUGACAUCCAGUGGCUCCUGAGACAACAACAACUCUUUGCAAAUAAGUUUGAUCCGGAGAUCGAUGAUGUUGCCAUUAGAUGUGUGGAGGCAGCACUGCAUUUCAAAGCUUUAGGCCACAGCCAACUGAUAACAGAUCAAUGUUCUACCACUUUGUAAUGCUUAUAAUCAUUUGAAAUGUAAAAUAUGUAAAAUAUGUUAAGGCAAUCCAUACAGAACCUUCUACUGAACCGUCUUGACAAAUUCUGUUCCUAUUAUUGACAAAAUAUUAUGUUCUGUGGCCAUCAAUAUUAUUGUCAGAAUAUUAUGCAAUUUUUAUAA
Seriola dumerili (greater amberjack) is the source of this 1506-nucleotide messenger RNA. It is a transcript of the gene gcnt3, whose product is annotated as glucosaminyl (N-acetyl) transferase 3, mucin type. The record is from RefSeq and is a predicted model, not a curated record. Bases 55 to 1344 code for a protein of 429 amino acids. Gene Ontology annotation, cellular component: membrane. NCBI's taxonomy places the organism in Eukaryota, Metazoa, Chordata, Actinopteri, Carangiformes, Carangidae. The transcript has a single exon. Gene Ontology annotation, molecular function: acetylglucosaminyltransferase activity.